UAAUAUUACUAAUUUAACAGGUGUAAUAACGAUAGUUUUAAAUAACUUGUAAAUAAGAAUGGAUGUUCUGACGAGACCAGCAGAGGAAUUCGGUAACGAUGAAACCCUAGAACAUUUAUGGGCUGCUAGAGCUAUGGAACACAGCGAUAUUUAUUUUAAUGUUUUAUGUUCAGUAGAUACCCGAUGGCUAAAAUUGACCCCACACGAUGAUCUUAUUUAUACACACUUCAGGCAAGAUUUUCCAGAUUUAGAUGUUGCUUACAUUAAGGAGAAUGAAAUAAAAAAUAACGUUAAUAAAGCCAAGUGGAGAGCAUACUGCGAAAAGUUUAAAACUAUUGUUGAGGAUUACAGUUUUGGUACAUUGAUGAGAGCAGAUACAAAUGGUGAUUACUCUGAAUCAAACACAAUUUUAGUUCCACGUGUCCAAUUUUAUGCUAUAGAAAUAGCAAGAAAUCGUGAAGGCUUGAACAAUGAAGUUAAAAAACUAUUCAAAUGUGCAUCCAAAGCUAAUAUGGAGGAACGUAAUCAUCAAACUGAAAUAAUGGCAUAGAUAUUAAAGUCUUCAGACGACAUAAUUAUUACACAGCCAUCCCUAAGGCAGAAAGAACUAUGGAGAUGCAAUUCUGAUUGAUAAAGUUGGAAACUUUUAUAUUUAUUGUAACAGACAUGAAAUACAAAUAUAUUAAUCAAAUGUAACAAUAUGAAUAUUCAAUAAAAUAUAUUAGUCCAUAACUUUACUGUAACCUGCAGUAUUAUUAUAUCUAACAUAUAGUAGAAAAAAAUAUUGUUACUUAACUGCUACCUAAAAUAUUUCUCUGUAGUUGAGUUCUAAAUAUUCCAUAUUAAGUUCAUAAAAUGUUGUAAUUUAAAGUCAUAUAUUUGUGAAACUAUGUAAGCUCAUGUAUAUAAUGUGAAUUUAAUAUGCAUAUCUACACCAACAAAAAUCUGGAGGGUUUGAUUUGUUCUAUGUAUACUUGCCUUAACCUUAUUAAUGGAUUUUAAAGGCUACAAAAAUGAAUGAGGUGCUCAAUUACUCAAACAUUUUUAAGACUUUUUUUAAAAUAAAUUUUGUAUAGCA
Molecule: messenger RNA, 1078 nt
Organism: Pieris rapae (cabbage white)
Lineage: Eukaryota; Metazoa; Arthropoda; Insecta; Lepidoptera; Pieridae
Product: protein PBDC1
Exons: 3
Coding region: 59-550 (163 amino acids)
Cellular component (GO): cytoplasm
Source: RefSeq, a predicted model, not a curated record